Argentina anserina (silverweed cinquefoil) is the source of this 570-nucleotide messenger RNA. RefSeq names its product protein NUCLEAR FUSION DEFECTIVE 6, mitochondrial. The transcript has 3 exons. The record is from RefSeq and is a predicted model, not a curated record. Gene Ontology annotation, cellular component: mitochondrion. NCBI's taxonomy places the organism in Eukaryota, Viridiplantae, Streptophyta, Magnoliopsida, Rosales, Rosaceae. The coding region runs from base 20 to 334 and encodes 104 amino acids.
AGAGAGCUUCGGGAAAACCAUGGCGGCUAAUUGCGCGAGACGAACCCUACAAUUCUCUUCAGCUUCCGCCAAAACCAUAUUCAACUCGUCGUCGUCUUCACCCUUCGCCUCCAAAGCCUUUAAGCUCGCUGAACUCGCCGGCGCCAAAGCCACAUCCACUCCUCGAUUCGCUACUCCGAAACUCAAAUUCUCAAGGCUACCUGUGGAGUUGGCAGCUGCGCAGUCAUUGAUACCGUUACACAGUGCUACCGCUUCGGCCUUGUUCACAUCGCUACUGUCCCUGCACUGUACUAGCUGGGGGUGCCUAUCAGAAGGUUUUGCAACCCCUCUAUAGCAGGACCUACGAGCAGCUGGUUCUAGGUAUAAGCUAGAUCAUGAAUAUCAGAUUUUGUUUCUUUGCAUGCCUCUGAUUGCCUUCAACUUCAGUGUAACUUAUAAAAGUAGAUGAUUGUUUCAAUAUUUCUCAAGCUUUUGGUCUGUACUGAUCAUGACCUGACAUUUUUGCCCGUAUGUCGUCAACAAUCAUAAAAUGAGUCGGGGAAUACUGCGAGAUCCCUGUAAUUAGCUUAA